Drosophila innubila is the source of this 4879-nucleotide messenger RNA. RefSeq names its product signal transducer and transcription activator (gene Stat92E). Bases 831 to 3356 code for a protein of 841 amino acids. NCBI's taxonomy places the organism in Eukaryota, Metazoa, Arthropoda, Insecta, Diptera, Drosophilidae. Gene Ontology annotation, biological process: regulation of transcription by RNA polymerase II; cell surface receptor signaling pathway via JAK-STAT; regulation of cell population proliferation. The transcript is spliced from 10 exons. Gene Ontology annotation, molecular function: RNA polymerase II cis-regulatory region sequence-specific DNA binding; DNA-binding transcription factor activity, RNA polymerase II-specific. The record is from RefSeq and is a predicted model, not a curated record.
CGGUGCUACAUUUAUGUUCGUGCGUUCAAUCGCGUUGGUGGUGUGCCUUCGCGGCUAGUGCAAAUAUAAUAAAAAAUUCCAAAUUUUAAUGUCACAGCGCUUGGUAAAAGUUUAAUAAUUCGAAACUUGUUGCAAUUCAAAUAAUAUAUGUUUGAGCGAAUUUUCGAUUGUUUUGUUUUGAAGCAACCAUCCAACGCGAAACAGAGAGCAUAAGAGAAUAAGUAAAGUGAAGUUUCAGUGAUAGUGUAUGUAUUUGUGUGGCGCGUGUGUAUGUUCGAUUUAAAAAUAAAACGGCAAAUACAUAUCAAAAUAUUAUAAGCAAAGAAACAGACGAAACGGUCUCUCAACUUGUGUGUGUGCUGCUCAGCACUUGUGCGCGUGUGUAUGUGUGUAUGUCUGUGCGGCCAUCGCAACCAAUACCAACAUAUUAACAUACGUUCCAUACGUGUUUACACCUUUUGAGCUGUUUGUGUAUUAAAGUUUUCUAUCAAUAAACAUUCAUACCUAACAUUCCGUUUGUGCGAGUGCAUUUUAUGGACGAAUCAAACUUACGAUUCGCUUGUGGAAGUCAGCAGCUGGACCUUGGCCAGGUCAACGCAGACGCCACCACCAAGCAGCCAGAGAUGCUCACAAACAAAACACAACAAUAACGAAUGCAAACAUUAACAAUAACAAAACAGAAACAGUAACCAAAACAGUAACACCCACACAAACAACGCACAUAUUGUCAGCUGUGUCCCUGUCAUUGCAUCCUGUUGCAACACAUGCAACAAGCGCCAUCGAUCUCGCCAAACAUCCCAUCCAUAUUCAUCCAAUAAACAAACAAGCAUAUGAGCAUGAGUCUGUGGAAGCGCAUCUCGAGCCAUGCCGACUGCGAGCAGCGCAUGGCUGCUUACUACAAUAAAAAGGGUCUAUACGACUUGCGCCUCUGCUUGGCGCCCUGGAUCGAAGACAGAAUAAUGUCCGAGCAGGUAACGCCCAAUUCAACUGAUCAAUUGGAGCAAGUGGCGCACAGAUUUAACGAGGAUCUGCAACAGAAACUGCUAUCGACACGUGCCAGCGAUCAAGUCUUAAAGUAUCGACUAGUUGAGCUCUGUGCGUUAAUACAACGCACACCAGCCCUCGAGCUCUACACGCAUCUGCGCAGCGGCCUGCAAAAGGAGUUGCAGUUAGCCGCCGAAAAGAGUGUUUCAGUUGCCGCCGCGGGCCAAUCAAUGCCCCUUAAUCAUUAUAAUAUGAAUAAUCCAGCAGCAGCAGUCGCUGCUGUCGGAAUGAACGGUAGCUAUAUGGAGACCAAUGAUUUGUUUGGCGUCACCGGUUCUGGUUCAUCUCCAGUCAGUCAUGUUAGCAUGUCGUCUGGAAUAAUGCAUAAUGCACCUGGCAAUGUAACGCCCGCUUCAAUGGGCAUGGUUGCACCAAAGGUUGAACUAUACGAUGUCCAUCAUCAGAUUAUGCAAUCCCUUAGCGAUUUUUCCACAUGCUCUGAUAAUCUGAAAAUGUUAGUGCAAAAAUAUGCAUACAUGCUAAAUGCUGGACAAACACCCGAAGCAGAGGCAGUUUUCAAGAGUUUGAUUGAGGAGAAGGCAGCAAUUGUGGUUAGACUGCGACGCACCUUUAUAUACUAUGAGAGACUGCAGGAUAUGGUGAUUACCGAGCUGAAGAACUGGCGUCGACAACAAGCUCUAGCCGGCAAUGGAGCACAGUUCAGCGAGAAUAUGUUGGAUGAUAUACAACGUUGCUUUGAAUUGUUGGAAACUUUUGUCACCCAUCUGCUGGCAGCUGUCAAGGAGGCGAUUAUGGUGCGACUUAUGAAAGAUGAUCAGGAAUUGACGUCUUUGCACGAACAGAUUCAUGUGGCACAAAAGAAUUUGGUGUGCUCCGCUUUCAUUGUGGAUAAACAACCUCCACAGGUGAUGAAAACAAAUACGCGCUUUGCUGCCUCAGUGCGUUGGCUAAUCGGCUCCCAAUUGGGCAUUCACAUGAAUCCACCGACAGUCGAGUGCAUUAUAAUGUCAGAGCAACAGGCACAGCGUUUUGUGACACGUGGCACACAUGUGGAUGUUACCAAUAGCAGCCUGUCCGGACAGUCAUCGGGCGAGAUACAGAACUGCUCCAGCACCAUGGAGUAUCAGCAGAGUAAUCAUGUUUUCUCCGCCAGCUUUAGAAAUAUGCAGCUGAAGAAGAUCAAGCGUGCCGAGAAGAAGGGCACGGAAAGCGUAAUGGACGAAAAGUUUGCACUGUUCUUCUAUGCAACAACAACGGUGAAUGAUUAUCAGAUUCGCGUUUGGACACUUUCUCUGCCCGUCGUGGUCAUUGUCCAUGGCAACCAAGAGCCACAGUCGUGGGCCACAAUUACCUGGGACAAUGCGUUUGCAGAUAUUGUACGUGAUCCAUUUGUGGUCACCGAUCGUGUCACCUGGUGUCAAUUAUCUGUUGCCCUUAACACCAAAUUUGGUUCCUGCACACAGCGUGCCUUGACCACAGAAAAUUUGGAUUUCUUAUUUGAAAAGCUGCAGCGUGAUAACAUUGCCGGAGAGCGUAAUGAGUAUAUAUCCUGGAAUCAGUUCUGCAAGGAACCCCUGCCGGAUCGUACUUUCACCUUCUGGGAAUGGUUCUUUGCCAUUAUGAAACUGACCAAAGACCAUUUACUGUCCAUGUGGAAAGCGGGACGUAUCACGGGCUUCAUCAACAAGGCCAAGGCACACGAUGAUCUCAUGCGAGCCGGUACUGGCAUCGGCACUUUUUUGUUGCGCUUCUCCGACAGCGAGUUGGGUGGCGUCACCAUUGCAUAUGUGAAUGAAGGUGGUUCAGUAACAAUGCUCUCGCCAUGGACCGCACGCGAUUUCCAAAUACUCAAUCUGGCUGAUCGCAUACGCGAUCUGGAUAUGCUGCGUUGCCUGCACCCGACUGACGUUAAUGUCCAACCGCUGGAUCGCGAUGUCGCCUUUGCCGACUUUUAUACGCAGCGUCCUGAGCCAACGCCCCGCGUCGAUGGUUAUGUGCCCAGCACGAUACGUGUUCAGGUGCGUACCAGUGGGGAUACCGGCUCCAUCAGUGGCACACCUCAUCAUCCAAUGCAGUCACCGCCGCAGGAUAGCAUGUCGAUGGGAAAUUAUUCUCCACGUAGUGGCAUCAUGAUUGAUAAUGUACCGAGCGUCGCAACCACAUUCUAUAAUAUGGACGAUUCUGAUUCAGAUGAUGGCACUGUGGCACGUGCGCUAGAGAAUUAUGUCAUCAAUACGCAGCCCGAUGAUCCAGUACUGGGUCAGAUAACUGAAAUACUCAAUGAGUGGACGAUGCCCACUAGACCAACAUAUUCUGUGCCAUCGUCAUUUAAUCAAAUGGUCCAAAACUAAUCACAAGUUAGUUGUGGGUGCGUUUGGGUUGUGCUACUUACCGAAAGUGGUAGUGAUUUUGCAAUGGCGGACUUUGACACGAUGCAGAACUUUGAUGUAUAUAAUAGAAUAAUAUAAAGAUAUACAUAUUUAUGUACUAGAAAUAUAUAUAUCGAGAUGUAUAAUUAAAUUACGUCAAAUGUUACAUAAACGAAAUCGUAUAAAUAUUUGCAACAAUUGCCGCUAUUAUCGACGUCCAUUAGAUGUUAACCUCAUCAAUUUACAACGAUCGGGCACUUCUCAACCUUGAUUGAAAGGUUUACCCGAAAAAAAAAACACAAAUAAUAUCAAAAGUUAUUUUCAUAAUGGGAAUUUACAUCGUUGUGGCAUGCGUUUUAAUUUUUGCAUUUGUGAAACGCCAAAAACGAACCAACUAAACGACAAGAGCAAUGCAUGCAAAUUGCAGCACUUCAAUACCCACACAUACACCUACAACUACACAUUUACACACAGACACACCCUGAAAAUGAUGUUAUGUUUCUUAAGUCUAAACAUUUUUUUAUUUAUAAUUUUAAUAUGUAUAAAAAAUUUGCAUGCCUUUUUUGCAUUUGUAUAAUCGACACGAUAUUUAACUGUCAGUGUCUGUAUGAAAAAAAUACAUACAAACUUAUUGGAUUACGAGUAGUACGUGGACUUAGUUAGUUUUAAACCUACAUUUGUUGAAUCUAAAUUUGUGAGUUUUAUUUUAAUUUUAAUCGAUUUUUUUAAUGUUUAGAUUAUUUAGAUGAGACACAACGAAAUUUGUUGUACUUCAAUUGUGCUCAUUUUAGUUAUACUUUACGUAUAUACGUAUUAAUUAUACUACUUAUAUAUCAACUGCUUUAUGUAAAAACCGUUUCAUUGGCUUCCAUGCUGAAAAUGCAAAAAAAUUCAUGAGUGUACUAUAUUUUAUUUUGUUUGAGAUAGGACAACGUGUGCAUUGCAUUACAAAUGCGUUAAAAGUGUUGCUUUUGUUAUCUGAAAAGAUUGCAAAAGCAUUAUAAGAAGGAAAACUAAAGAGAAAAACUAAGUAAAAAUUACGAAACGAAUGAAGAAAAAACGGAAUUAAAACCUUUUUUUGUGUAAACGCCUAAGCUUUCAACGUGAACUGUAAGAAUUUUAUAAUACUUAAGUACCCACAAUUAUUCAAUUAAUAUACACAUACAAUAAAUAUACAUACUUAUAUAUUACUAUAUAUAUAUACAAAACAAGUAUAUAAUAAAGUUAAUUACACAUUUUUUGUGCAGCUGUCAAAGCAAAUUCAAUUUGAUCAACGACAAAUUCAUUAUGUGUGUUCGUGUUCAGCGUAAAGUUUUCAAUUUUUAAAUGUUUUAAUGUAAAACUAAUGCACACAUUUCCAACGAAACUUUGUUAUUGGGAAUUAUUUUUAAAUGUGCACAUUAAAUAAUUUAAAUGGAGUUUUUUAAUGUAAGCAAUAUAUGAAUUGAAAGAACUAAUGAACUAUUCUUGUCAAAAUGGCCAAUAAAGAUUUGAUUUAAAAAUUA